Molecule: messenger RNA, 693 nt
Organism: Rotaria sordida
Lineage: Eukaryota; Metazoa; Rotifera; Eurotatoria; Philodinida; Philodinidae
Source: the annotation of a GenBank genome assembly
AUGGCAGUUGUAUCAGUGCGACAUCACUGUAACAGUGUACCAUCAGCUAUAUUAUCUGAUCAAGGUACUCAUUUUAAAAAUCAACUUAUGGAAUCUAUGUCAAAAUUAAUUGGUUACAACCAUAUUUUUUCAUGUGUUUACCAUCCACAGUCUAAUGGAAUGGUUGAACGUUUCAAUGCAACAUUUGUUCCCCAAAUUGCAAAACUUCAAGAUCGUGAAAAUAACAAUUGGGACGAAUUUUUAUUACCAGUAGUAUUCGCUUACAAUACUGGAAUUCAUGCAACAACUGGUUAUUCACCAUUUCAAUUGCAAUAUGGUCGCGAUCCACGUUUACCUACAGAUGAACCUCCAAUAUCGUUCACCUUCAACAAACCGCAAGAUUAUUAUGAACAAUUAAAAAAGAAUCUAUUGAUAAUGCAACGACAAACAUGUGAUAAUGUCAAUAGUCGACAACAACGGUACAAAAAUCGUUAUGAUAAACAACGUGCAGAUCCACAUUAUGAAAUUAAUGAUUUAGUAUUGAUUAAAAUUCAUGGAACAAAAACAAAAUUAGAUCCAAAAUAUUCAAUUACACCUAAAGUGAUUAUUAAAAAACAACAUCCAAUUUAUUGGGUUAAAGACGAUGAUACGCAGGUCGAAUCGAGAGUGCAUGUCAAUGAUAUUCGACCUAUAUUUAUGUCCAAAACAAUAUAA